GUAACUUAUCAGAAAUGUCUGUACCCCUCACUUCAAGGCUGUGUGGUUCCAGGGCGAAAAUAGUCUUUAUCAGCUCGCCUUCUCUCUUGUGAACCGCACAGUUCUGGGUUUCGAUUUUUCGACAAAUCGCCGAUUUUGCACACCAUGGCCAAAUUUUUGGGCUUGGACAAACUCGGGAACUUUUUCAAAAUAAUCAAACAGAACGGAGGAAUCACAGGAUCAGUCUUCAAACUGUUCAGGCAAGAUGAGCUGAAGAUGGGAACACUUGUUGGAGAGGACAAGUAUGGAAACAAGUACUUUGAAAACAAUUACUACUUUUAUGGCAGAAAUCGUUGGGUGGAAUACGCUGAUAAAUAUUUCCUUGACUACGAUGGAAGUCAGGUGCCGGCCGAAUGGUUUGGGUGGCUCCAUUACAAAACAGAUCUUCCUCCCCAUUUGGAUCCAUCGAGACCUAAAUACCCAUGGAUGUUAGACCAUGAAGAAAAUAUGUCCGGUACACCACAACAAUACGUCCCAUACUCGACCACAAGAGAAAAAAUUUCGGCUUGGGUCCCACCUAAGAAAUAACAAGUGAUCAAAAAAGCCCAUAGUUAAAAAAAUUAAAAUUAUACAAAUGUGAUGUUAUUAAUUAAAGUAUGUUUUUUGUUGGA
Messenger RNA from Cimex lectularius (bed bug), 650 nucleotides. It is a transcript of the gene ND-B17.2, whose product is annotated as probable NADH dehydrogenase [ubiquinone] 1 alpha subcomplex subunit 12. The transcript is spliced from 4 exons. Gene Ontology annotation, cellular component: membrane. The coding region runs from base 145 to 567 and encodes 140 amino acids. The record is from RefSeq and is a predicted model, not a curated record. NCBI's taxonomy places the organism in Eukaryota, Metazoa, Arthropoda, Insecta, Hemiptera, Cimicidae. Gene Ontology annotation, biological process: response to oxidative stress; mitochondrial respiratory chain complex I assembly.